Molecule: messenger RNA, 629 nt
Organism: Prorocentrum cordatum
Lineage: Eukaryota; Dinophyceae; Prorocentrales; Prorocentraceae
Source: the annotation of a GenBank genome assembly
GCCAGCAGACGCAGUGGACCGAGCAUGAGCUGAAUGCGCCACGUUCUGCUGGCAUCCAUUGCGCCAGGCGGGGUGAUAGGCUUCGUGGGCUACCCAAAUGUCGGCAAGAGCUCCGUCAUCAACGCGCUGUUCGGCGCAAAGAAGGUGUCCAUGAGCCGCACCCCCGGCAAGACGAAACACCUGCAGACCCUCGAGCUGACCGGGGGCCUCUCGCUGUGCGACUGCCCUGGGCUCGUCUUCCCGUCGGUCGUGGCCACGAAGGCACACCUCGCCAUCAACGGCACGGCGCCGCUGCAGGAGCUCCGGGACUGCGUGGCGCCGGUGAGGCUGGUGGUCCAGAAGCUGGGUGCGCCCGCCGUGCUGGAGCGGUGCUCCGGACGCCGUCUUCGUCGCGACCAUCGAUCUGUAAGGCUUCGGGCUGCGCAAAAAGCCAGCUCUCCCCCAGGCAGUCCCCGCUGGCCUUGGCAAGGCUCCACGGCUGCCUGCGCACGGCCCGCAGCCUCGCCAUCAUCCACCGGAGAGCGUCGAGGAGGGGGGCACAUUUCUCCUCCAGCUCGGCGCGGCGGCCCGAUCGGGCGGCUCUGAGCACCCUUGGCAUCGCUCGGACGCGUGCAAUUUUUCCUUCGGCG